AUGUCGCAAGAUGAAGGAAAAUCCUUCGCGCGGCUCGACUUGCAGCCACAGCAGUUUGUUUGCCGAGACAAGCAUCAGCAGCCUGGAGACGGUCUACUAAACAAUUCGAGGCGGUUCCCAAUAACAGACACUAAACAGGCCAUAGACAUUGUGCUUUCACCAGAGACUGAGCCAGAGACUACGAGGGAGUUAAAGCAACGAGGAGCCUCGACUCCAGGGAUCAUCCCUAGCAUAGUCGACCGAGAUACCCAAGCAGCGACAAAUCUAACAGCGCCAAUACCGGUACCACGAACGUUUCUCACGGUGGAAAUCACUUUCGGACCAAGCACGCAUCCAGCCGAUCCCACUGACAUUGAAAGGCUCCUAACAAUCUUCGAACACAAGAUCGAAUCCCAGGGUACUCGCGACCUCAUGAGAUUGGAAGAAUCCUCGUUCUACAAGAACCUUAUAGUGUUUCUAAACCCCAGCCCCGAUUCGUUCAUUAGAUAUUCAGAGGCAGCAGCAGUCAUCCACGAGAUUGGAUGGCAAGCGCUUGACAAUGACUACUCCAGUACAUUCCAUUUCGUUGCGCGCAGGUCUAACGGCCAAAUCGCGGCGGUGGGAGCCUUGACUUUGAAAACAGAGGAUCCGAUCAUAGUCAAUAGAGAUACGAUCCCAGAAACUACUUUGACAGCGCCGAUACCGGUACCGCACGCAAACAACCUUACGGUAGAAGUUUACUGCGGCGUAUAUCCGGAAGUCACUGCAGAUGUUCUCGAGCUUCUACGGCAAUUCAAUUUCGCCCUUCAAGCCCAUAAUCCUCGCGAAAUCCUGACAUCACCAGAGUCCUUGGAGAUCGGCGACAUGGAAGUCAAUCUGUAUAGUAAUAUGCCUGGCCAGCGGAUGACCUAUUCCGAAGCUGCACUGUGUAUGGAAGAAGUUAGAGAGGAUGCGAUUCGGCACAAUAUAACGACUUCAUUUGAGAUCAUCAUCUGUACGACUGAUGGUCGGCUUUUGGCUGGAGGAGCUUUAUCUUCACAGCCUUUGGCCCGGCCCAGUGUAGUCAAUAGAGAUACUACCAUCCUAGAGAAAAGAGAGAAAAGAGUAUCCCAGUAUCAAGAACCGGAUUUAGUCUAG
This is a messenger RNA of Bacidia gigantensis, 1116 nucleotides long. RefSeq lists its product as uncharacterized. NCBI's taxonomy places the organism in Eukaryota, Fungi, Ascomycota, Lecanoromycetes, Lecanorales, Ramalinaceae. The record is from RefSeq and is a predicted model, not a curated record. The transcript has 3 exons. The coding region runs from base 1 to 1116 and encodes 371 amino acids.